AUGGCGCUCGUUGAAGUUCCCCAAUCAACUGCAUACCCUCCCCUCGAAGAACAGAAGCCACUACAAGAGCCACCUCCUAUAGUCAUCACACCCUGCGAUCCAUGGCCACGACCCUACUUCCUUGAGAAUGGGCUACGGAGAGUUGCGCCAUACCAUUUCACCUACAAUACAUACUGCAAGGAGAGAUGGCGAGGACGGGAACUACUCGAUAUAUUCUCAAGCGAGUUUAGAGACAGGCCCCUUGAGUACUAUAAAGAUGCCAUAGAGCGUGGAGCUGUCACUGUCAACGGCAAACCUGUGCCCACGACACAACACAUCGUGAAGAACGGAGAUGUCAUUUCACAUACGCUGCACAGACAUGAGCCUCCAGUCACGGCACUCCCAAUAUCAGUUCUACAUGAAGACGAAGACAUGAUAGUCAUCAACAAACCUUCUGGUGUUCCAGUACACCCUGCUGGGAGGUACAACUACAACUCUGUGGUGGAGAUAAUGCGGGCAGAGCGUGGCCAUGCGUGGAACCCCUUGCCAUGCAAUAGACUUGACCGGCUGACAAGCGGUGUCAUGUUCAUUGCAAAGCACCCAAAAGCUGCCGAGGAUCUAAGUCAACAGAUCACACAAAGAACCGUCCGGAAAGAAUAUAUCGCCCGAGUCAAGGGAGAAUUCCCCGACGGAGAAGUCAUCUGCGACAUGCCCAUUCUACAGAUAUCCCCCAAACUAGGCCUCAACCGCGUACGCGCAAACGGAAAGUCAGCCCGUACCGUCUUCAAGAAACUCGCAUACUACCCACCAACAGCCGAAUCCGAGCCCGGAAAGCCAGAAGCCCAAGAAGGCUACUCAGUCGUCAGAUGUCUCCCCGUCACAGGACGAACCCACCAACUGCGAGUCCAUCUCCAGUUCCUCGGCCACCCAAUCGCAAACGACCCCAUCUACUGCAACAGGCGCGUCUGGGGCGCCAAUCUAGGAGCCAACGACGCGGACGCAUCGCAAGACACAGAUGAGGAUAUCAUCACGCGGCUAUCACGUAUGGGCAAGUCGGAAGUCGCCGAUGCGGUGGCGUACCACGACGAGAUGGUCGAUGAAUACAACAAGAAGAAAGCCGAGAAGAUGUCUGGAGAACUCUGCGAUAUUUGCCAGACUCCUCUUUACACCGAUCCUGGGGAGCAGGAGCUCUCGCUGUGGCUGCAUAGUCUGAGAUACGAGGAUGCUGGUGGCGCAUGGAGCUAUCUUAGUCCUCUCCCUGCUUGGGCGCUUCCGCCUGCAGGGUUUGAGGGUCCGACUGAAGUUGGGGGAAUGGAGGAGUUGGUGGAAGCGGUGAAAGAUGAGAAUCCCGAGAUUGCGUAG
Molecule: messenger RNA, 1341 nt
Organism: Cadophora gregata
Lineage: Eukaryota; Fungi; Ascomycota; Leotiomycetes; Helotiales; Ploettnerulaceae
Exons: 2
Coding region: 1-1341 (446 amino acids)
Biological process (GO): pseudouridine synthesis
Molecular function (GO): pseudouridine synthase activity; RNA binding
Source: RefSeq, a predicted model, not a curated record